Clupea harengus (Atlantic herring) is the source of this 4334-nucleotide messenger RNA. Its product is annotated as NACHT, LRR and PYD domains-containing protein 12-like. The transcript has 10 exons. The coding region runs from base 201 to 4334 and encodes 1377 amino acids. The record is from RefSeq and is a predicted model, not a curated record. NCBI's taxonomy places the organism in Eukaryota, Metazoa, Chordata, Actinopteri, Clupeiformes, Clupeidae.
AUGUUCUGACCCAGGAUCAGUCCAGUUGUGGAGUGUGUGAGCAGCUACUGAGGGACCCAGUCAUCACCACCUGUGGACACAGUUUCUGCAGGCAGUGCAUCAGCAGCUACUGGAGCCAGUCUGGUCCAUCAGGAGACUACAGCUGUCCCCAGUGCAGAAAGAGAUCCAGAGCACAACCCUUUCUAAACCCUGACAUAACCAUGGCACAACCUCUGAUAUACCCACAUACAACCAUGACACAACCUCCUGUAUAUCCCCCUACAGCCAUGGCACAAUCUUCUCUCCACCAACACAGAGAAAUUGCACAGCUUCAUCUCAAGCCAUCAUCAACCAUGGCACAAGUUCCUCCAUAUCCACACCCAGACUCAGGGCAGGACCCUCUAUACCCACACUUACACAUGGCACAGAUUUCUCCACAGCCUCCUUUGGAUGAGCACAUAGUCAUGGAAGGAAGCAAACAUCUCCAAACUGAGCAUGGUCCUGUCAAAAGGGCCAAACUACCAGAGGAUGUCCUGAACAGAGCACUGGUGAAUCAUAAAGCCAGUAUGAAGAGGAGGUUUGAACGCAUAUCUGAAGGUGUCAUAAGAUCAGAGACUCAAACACUCCUGAACAAGAUCUACACAAAGCUCUUCAUCACAGAGGGAGAGAGUGAAGGGGUGAAUAAUGAACAUGAAGUUUGGCAGGUAGAGUCAGCAUCCAGAUCACAAACGACAGAAGACACAGCAAUCAACUGCAAUGACAUCUUCAAGCCCUUACCUGGACAGCAGAGACCCAUCAGAACUGCCAUGACCAAGGGCAUUGCUGGCAUUGGAAAAACCGUCUCAGUGCAGAAGUUCAUCCUUGAUUGGGCAGAGGAGAAAGCUAACCAGGAUGUAGAUUUCAUGUUAAUACUUCCGUUCCGUGAGCUGAAUUUGGUCAAAUAUGAUCAGUACAGCCUUCACAGGCUCCUGCUGGACUUCCACCCUGAGCUUAGGGAGCUACAGGAUGGUGAAUAUAAAGACCGCCAUAUUUUGUUCAUCUUUGAUGGUCUGGAUGAGAGUCGACUUCCGCUGAAUUUCCACGAGAACCAGAAGUUGUCUGAUGUGACACAAACAUCAUCAGUGGAUGUGUUGAUGACGAGCCUCAUUCAGGGAUCUUUGCUUCCCUCAGCUCUCAUCUGGAUAACCUCCCGACCAGCAGCAGCCAGUCAGAUCCCUUCUCAGUGCAUCGAUCAGGUGACAGAAGUACGAGGGUUCAAUGAUCCACAGAAGGAAGAGUACUUCAGGAAGAAGAUCAGUGACCAGAAUCAAGCCAACAGAAUCAUCUCACACAUUAAGGCAUCCAAGAGCCUCCUCAUCAUGUGCCACAUGCCAGUCUUCUGUUGGAUCUCAGCCACUGUCCUUCAGCAUUUACUGGAACAGGAUGAUGGGAAGGAAGCCCCCAACACUCUGACUGAGAUGUUUAUACACUUCCUGCUCAUACAGACCACCAGGAAGAACCAGAAGUAUCAAGAGGAAAAUGAUCGAGAUAAACAGAGGCUCCUGGAAUCACAUAAAGAUGUCAUACUGAAACUGGCACAGCUGGCCUUCAAGCAUCUGCAGAAUGGCAAUCUCAUGUUCUAUGAGGAAGACCUGAAAGAGUGUGGCAUUGAUGUGAGUGAUGCCUCAGUGUACUCUGGCAUGUGCACUGAGAUCUUCAGGGAGGAAUGUGUGAUUCACCACAAGAAGGUCUUCUGCUUUGUGCAUCUGAGCAUCCAGGAGUUUCUGGCAGCCAUGUUUGUGUUUCACUCCUACAUUUCAGAACAUUUUGAGAUACUGAAAUCAUUCAUCAGUAAAAAGCACAAAGACCUGCAAAACCUUCCCUUGCAUGUUCUGUUGAAGGGAGCAAUAGACAAAGCUUUGGACAGCAAGAAUGGACACUUGGACCUUUUCCUCCGCUUCCUUGUAGGCAUCUCAGUGGAGAGCAAUCAGGCCCUUUUACAAGGUCUGCUGUCAAACACACACAGCAGCUCAGAGAGCAUCAGGAAAACUUGUCAGUACAUCAAGAUUCUCAAGAGAAAGGAUCUGUCUCCUGAAAGAUGCAUCAAUCUUUCCCAUUGCUUGUUUGAAAUGAAUGAUCAUUCCCAACAUAGAAAAGUUCAGACAUAUCUGAAAUCUUCAGAUGGCUUCUCAGAUAGAUUGACAGUGGCCCAAUGUUCAGCACUGGCCCACAUGCUUAUGAUGUCUGAAGAAGUGCUGGAUGAGUUUGACUUGACGAAAUACAACACAUCAGAGGAGGGAUGGAGGAGACUAAUGCCAGUUGUGAGAAACUGCAGAAAGGCCCGACUUGCUGGCUGCAAACUAACAGAGAGGUCCUGUGAGAUUGUGGCCUCAGCUCUGCAGUCUGCAAACUCACCCUUAAGACAGCUGGACCUCAGUCAGAAUGACCUCCAACAGUCAGGAGAAAAGCUGCUCUCUACUCUUCAGAGUCCAAGCUGCAAACUGGAGACACUGAGACUUGCUAGCUGCAAACUAACAGAGAGGUCCUGUGAGAUUGUGGCCUCAGCUCUGCAGUCUGCAAACUCCCCCUUCCGAGAGCUGGACCUCAGUCAGAAUGACCUGCAGCAGACAUUGGAAAAGCUGCUCUCUACUCUUCAGAGUCCAAACUGCAAACUGGAGACACUGAGACUUGCUGGCUGCAAACUAACAGAGAGGUCCUGGGAGAUUGUGGCCUCAGCUCUGCAGUCUGCAAACUCACCCUUAAGACAGCUGGACCUCAGUCAGAAUGACCUGCAGCAGUCAGGAGAAAAUCUGUCCUCCGCUCUACAGAGACCAAACUGCAAACUGGAGACACUGAGACUUCCUGAUUGUAAGAUAACAGAAGAAUCCUGUAAGGCUGUAGCCUCUGCUCUGCAGUCAUCGGUGUCCCUGACAGAACUGGACCUCACAAACAAUUACCUGAAUGAUUCUGGUAUUCAGCUUCUCUCUGCAGGACUAAGUAGCCCUCACUGUAAACUACAGACAUUAAGACUGUCUGGUUGUCUCAUCACACACCAGGGCUGUUCUUUCUUGGCCUCUGCCCUUAAAUCAAACCCCUCCUACCUGAAACAGCUGGAUCUGAGCUACAAUCACCCAGGAGACUCAGGGGUCAGAGAGCUCACAGACAGACUGAAUGAUCCCAACUGUAAACUAGAAAAUUUCAGGUAUGACCAUGGAGGAGAGUGCUGGAUUAAACUAGGACUGAGAAAAUAUGCCUGUGAGCUCACACUGGACCCAAACACAGCACACAGAGAACUCUCUCUCUCUGAGGGGAACAGAAAGGUGACACAUGUGAGUGAGAAGAAGCUGUAUCCUGACCACCCAGAGAGAUUUGACUGCUGGACUCAGGUGCUGUGUAGAGAGGGUCAGUCUGGACGCUGCUACUGGAAUGCUGAGUGGAGUAGUGAUGUGGCUGAUAUAGCAGUGGCAUAUAAAAGCAUCCAGAGGAAAGGGGCGAGAAAUGACAGCUCGUUUGGAUAUAAUGACAAGUCCUGGAGUCUGGAAUGCUCUGGUAACAGUUACUCUGCCAGGCACAAUAAGAAGAUUACUGCCAUACCUGCCCCCUCCUCCCGCUCCAGCAGAGUAGAAGUGUACCUGGACUGGCCAGCAGGCACUCUGUCCUUCUACAGCGUCUCCUCUGACACAUUCACCCACCUGCACACGUUCCACUCCACAUUCACUGAGCCCCUCUAUCCUGGAUUUAAUGUCUGGCAGUCCUCAGUGUCCCUGUGCCAGAGCACAUUACCUCCUAAUCCUACAGGAACACACAAUGACACAUAUGUUGUCCAAAGUAGCCUCCUUACUGGAAUUCAGCCACCAGCAUCACUAAUGAUAAAAUCAUCCAGAGGAAAGGGUGGGAUGGCGGUAUGUUUUGGGAAUAACAAGUCCUGGACUCUGUAUUGCUCUGGUAAAGAAUACUCCCUCAGGCACAAUGAUAAGAAGACUGACAUACCUGCCCCCUCCUCCCGCUCCAGCAGAGUAGGAGUGUACCUGGACUGGCCAGCAGGCACUCUGUCCUUCUACAGCAUCUCCUCUGACACACUCACCCACCUGCACACGUUCCACUCCACAUUCACUGAGCCCCUCUAUCCUGGGUUUAGGGUAAGUCAAUAUAACUCUGCAGUGUCCCUGUGCCCUGUUCUAGUGGUAGGACUAAUGCUGGGCCUCUCUGACGGGGACUUGUUGACACCUGCUGUGAACAUGUUUGUGGUGAUCAGCCAUGCUCUGCUAUGGCAUGGUUGGCAUGGUUACAGUAUGAGUGAAGUGGGGUGUGUUUCUAGAGGAAAGAAGAAAACUCAUGUGAGUCUGCUGUCUGCCUGCGUGUUCAAUGAAAAGUAG